AUGGCCUUCGAUGACCUCCUGAAGCAGCUGGGGGGCGUCGGCCGCUUCCAGCAGAUCCAAGCCUUCCUGGUGAUCCUCCCCCUGCUCCUGUUAGCCUCCCAGAACACCCUACAGAACUUCACCGCCGCCAUCCCCGCCCACCACUGCCGCCCACCGGCCAACGCCAGCCUCGGCAAGGGUGGGGAGCUGGAGGCCUGGCUGCCCCGGGACGGGCAGGGGCAGCCCGCGUCCUGCCUCCGCUUCACCUCCCCGCAAAGUGGGCCACGCUUUCCCAAUGGCUCAGAGGCCAACGGCACAGCGGCCACAGAGCCCUGCAUCGAUGGCUGGAUCUACGACAACAGCACCUUCCCUUCCACCAUCGUGACUGAGUGGGACCUCGUGUGCUCUCACAGGGCCUUACGCCAGCUGGCUCAGUCCUUGUACAUGGUAGGGGUGCUUCUCGGAGCCAUGGUGUUCGGGUACCUGGCAGACAGGCUGGGCCGCCGGAAGGUGCUGAUUUUGAAUCACCUGCAGACAGCAGUGUCAGCAACCUGUGCAGCCUUUGCUCCCAACUUCCCCGUCUACUGUGUCUUCCGGCUCCUCUCGGGCAUGUCGCUGGCCGGCUCCACCAUCAACACCGUGACCCUGAAUAUGGAGUGGAUGCCCAUCCACACACGGGCUUUCGUUACCACCCUGAAUGGCUAUUUCUACAGCAUUGGACAGUUUCUCCUGGCCGGCCUGGCCUAUGCUGUGCCUCACUGGCGCCACCUGCAGCUGCUAGUCUCGGUGCCUUUCUUCGCCGCCUUCUUCAGCUCCUGGUUCUUCAUGGAGUCAGCCCGCUGGUACGCCACCUCCGGGAGGCUGGACCUCACCCUGAAGACCCUGCAGAGAGUGGCCCGGAUCAACGGAAAGCAGGAAGAGGGGGCCAAGCUGAGCCUGGAGGUCCUCCAGUGCAGUCUGCAGAAGGAGAUGGCCAUGGGCAAAGCGCAGGCCUCGGCCACGGAGCUGCUGCGCUGCCCCACCUUGCGCCGCCUCUUCCUCUGCGUCUCCAUGCUGUGGUUUGCCACUAGCUUUGCCUACUACGGGCUGGUCAUGGACCUGCAAGGCUUCGGGGUCAGCAUCUACCUCAUCCAGGUCAUUUUCGGAGCUGUGGACCUGCCUGCCAAGUUGGUGUGCUUCCUGGUCAUCAAUUCCCUGGGCCGCCGGCCUGCCCAGGUGGCCUCCCUGCUCCUGGCCGGCAUCUGCAUCCUGGUCAAUGGGGUGGUACCCCAGGAUCAGUCCAUUGUCCGAACCUCCCUCGCUGUGCUGGGGAAGGGCUGCCUGGCGUCCUCCUUCACCUGCGUCUUUCUGUACACUGGGGAGCUGUACCCCACCAUGAUGCGACAGAUGGGCCUGGGAAUGGGCAGCACCAUGGCCCGGGUGGGCAGCAUCAUGAGCCCGCUGGUGAGCAUGACGGCCGAGCUCUACGGCCCCAUGCCUCUUUUUAUCUUCGGCAUCGUCCCCGUGGCUGCCAGCGCUGUCGUCGCCUUCCUGCCGGAGACCCUGGGCCAUCCACUGCCGGACACCGUGCAAGACGUGGAAAACAGGAGGAGAGGGAAGCCCCAGCGACAGCAGCGAGAGCAACAGAAGCAGAUGGUCCCACUUCAGCUCUCGGCACAAGAGAAGACAGGACCCUGAGCACUGAGAAUGGGCCUCC
Messenger RNA from Pteronotus mesoamericanus, 1675 nucleotides. Its product is annotated as solute carrier family 22 member 6-like. The record is from RefSeq and is a predicted model, not a curated record. Lineage: Eukaryota; Metazoa; Chordata; Mammalia; Chiroptera; Mormoopidae. The coding region runs from base 1 to 1656 and encodes 551 amino acids. Gene Ontology annotation, biological process: transmembrane transport. Gene Ontology annotation, cellular component: membrane. The transcript has 10 exons.